Messenger RNA from Rotaria socialis, 924 nucleotides. The record is from the annotation of a GenBank genome assembly. Lineage: Eukaryota; Metazoa; Rotifera; Eurotatoria; Philodinida; Philodinidae.
AUGUGUAGCCAUAACUCAAAUGAUCUGAAUUUUUCAAAAUCCGAUUCUUCAUAUGUGGAUGCAGUUGCACUUUAUGGUCACAAUUCAACAGCUUAUAGUUUAGCGAAACUUUUCUCAUCUGUUGGCGUUCAUGUUUAUAUAUUAUCAUCGAACAGAAAUGAAAUAGAUUCAUCAUCAAAUAAUUUUACUAUAAUAAAUAAUCAAGAUGAUUUACCAUAUUUAUCAUCUGUAUUAAUCAAUUGUCAAAAUGAUUUAAUAUUAAUAAAAAAUUUAAUAAAUUCAUUUCCCAACGAUUAUAGACAACGUAUGGCUUAUGUUGAAUGCUCAUCAUUUAUGGGCCAUAAUCAAAUUGAAUUAAUUUAUGAAGAAACAAAAUUUCGAUAUUAUCUUUGCAUGAAUUUAAUUGAAUUAGAAAUAAGUACAAUGACUCGACAACAUUUUCAUCUUAUUUCUAGUGGAGAUAAAAUUGUUUUUCAAAAUUUACUUCUACAAACAAAGAUACCAGCAAAAAUAACAUUUUUAAAUCAAACAAAAACUCCAUUUGAUUCUUAUUAUAUUUGUUUAUUACAUCGAUAUUCACAAGCAAUUCAUUUAGUUAUUUAUGCUGAGAUGAUGGCUAUUUUAAAAGCUGCAAAUCCUAUAUAUCCAGCCAAUCUUCAAUUUUUAUUUAAUUGGUGUUACAUAAGACGGCCAUUAAUGCGUCAAAUAAUUCUUCAAUCAUCAUCAUCGUCAUUUACAUUUACAACAAUAAACGAUUUUCAAUUACUUCUCGAAUGUGUUAUCGACCAUUUUUAUAAAACAAAUUUAAAUGAAACUGAUAAUAAUCAUUUAAAGGCCUUAACAUAUAAAACUUAUCAAUUUAUUUCCAAUUUAGAUAUGAAACAAAAACAAAAACCAUUAUAUGAAUUAUUUACAUUAUACUAG